Molecule: messenger RNA, 1349 nt
Organism: Leguminivora glycinivorella
Lineage: Eukaryota; Metazoa; Arthropoda; Insecta; Lepidoptera; Tortricidae
Product: protein ALP1-like
Exons: 2
Coding region: 1-1299 (432 amino acids)
Source: RefSeq, a predicted model, not a curated record
AUGAGGCCAGUGAGUUCAUUUUAUUACUGGUGGCUUUCUUGUGGUGAGCACACGUCUGUUUUUUGUAAAAUGAAUUCGGGACUGCGGCGGCGCUUGAAAAAACAAUGUAUAAAAAAUAUCUCCGCACUAUUAAGAGAGGAGUUGAUCACUUUAUUAGAAGAAGAAGUCGGAAAAGGAAAAAGGAUUUGGACGAGAAAAUGGCUACGCGACAGAUCCGUAACUGGAGCUUCUGCUUUAUUGCUACAACAACUAAGAUUAGAAGAUCCUUCUGAGUACAGAAUGGCAUUGCGAGUUACAACUGAAAACUUUGACGAGUUGCUUUCACUUGUACACAGCAAGAUUCAGCGUAAUGAUACUCUGAUGAGAGAUGCAUUACCAGCAAAAAUAAAGCUAGAAGUAACGUUGUCAUUCUUAGCUACUGGAAUGAGUUACAGAAGCCUGAGUCAUUUUUACCGUGUCUCCAAACCGUCUAUAUCAGUAUUUAUACCAGAAGUUUGUCGAGCAAUUUAUGAAGCAUUAAAACAGUUUAUUAAGGUACCCAAUGCAGAAGAAUGGAAAAAUAUUGAAACUGGGUUUAAAACGAGAUGGAACUUUCCCUUGUGUUACGGUUCUAUAGACGGAAAACAUGUACCAAUCAAAGCUCCUCCUUCAAGUGGAAGUUUAUACUUCAAUUAUAAAAAAACAAGCAGCAUCGUACUGUUAGCUGUUGCUGAUCACGAUUACUGUUUUUCAUACAUAGAUGUCGGCGCAUGUGGUAGCGCAUCUGAUGGAGGGGUUUUUAAAAAUAGUUCAAUCUACCGAAAGUUGGAAAAUAACUUAUUACCUAACAAUGGUGUGAUUGUCGGAGACGCGGCCUUUCCGCUAAAGACAUAUUUAAUGAAGCCGUAUCCAGGUGUUAAUCUCAGCACAGAAGAAAAAGUUUUUAACUACCGGUUAUCUCGAGCCAGACGCAUAAUCGAAAAUGCGUUUGGAAUCUUAGUUAGUAGAUUCCGGGUAUUAGAAAAACCGAUACAAACUAAUUUGGAAGCAGUAGAUGCCAUCGUUUGUGCAUGUUGUGCCCUUCAUAAUUGGCUACGAAAGACAACAACUUCGUACAUUACUGCAACUUGUGUAGAUGUAGAAGAUGAAGAGGGAAAUUUUCUGCCAGGUUCAUGGAGGAGCCAAAUACAUGCCCUACAAAGUAUUGCCAAUCAAGGUAGCAAUCAUUCGCCACGAAUUGCAAGAGAGAAGAGAGAACUUUAUAAAAAUAUGUUCAUGAACGAAGGAAGUGUUCCUUGGCAACUAAGGAGUAUACAUUAAUAACAUUACUUUUAAUAUACUUUUAAAAUAAACAUGAUAUAUACUUGAUA